Propithecus coquereli (Coquerel's sifaka) is the source of this 1944-nucleotide messenger RNA. RefSeq names its product RBBP8 N-terminal like (gene RBBP8NL). Gene Ontology annotation, molecular function: flap-structured DNA binding; double-stranded DNA binding; Y-form DNA binding. The coding region runs from base 1 to 1944 and encodes 647 amino acids. Gene Ontology annotation, biological process: DNA double-strand break processing involved in repair via single-strand annealing; double-strand break repair via homologous recombination. The transcript is spliced from 13 exons. The record is from RefSeq and is a predicted model, not a curated record. Lineage: Eukaryota; Metazoa; Chordata; Mammalia; Primates; Indriidae. Gene Ontology annotation, cellular component: site of double-strand break.
AUGGAGAGCUUCACGGAGUCGCUGAACAGGCUGAAGGAGACCCACGAGAAGGAGGUCCUGGGCCUGCAGAACAAGCUUCUGGAACUGAACUCAGAGAGGUGCCGGGACGCGCAGAGGCUGGAGGAGCUCUUCGCCAAGAACCACCAGCUCCGGGAGCAGCAGAAGGCGCUGAAGGAAAACCUGCGGGUGCUGGAGAACAGGCUGCGGGCUGGACUGUGCGACCGGUGCAUGGUCACCCAGGAGCUGGCCAGGAGGAAGCAGCACGAGUUCGAAAGCUCCCACCUGCAGAGCCUACAGCACAUCUUCAUCCUCACCGGCGAGAUGAACGGGCUGAAGGAGGAGAACGAGGCCUUGAAGGAGGAGGUCAAGCGGCUUCGGGGCCUGGAAGACAGGCCCAAGCCCUUGGCCAGGGAGCACACCUCGGACCCCCCCUCACCCCUGCGCCUCCCCUCCCCCGGCGCCUGGAAGGUCAUCGGCGAGAAGCCACCAGGAGGCCCCAAGGAGGCUGAGGAAGACCACCCGGGCGCAGGUCCAUGGGGCGAAGAGCGGCCGGCAGGACCCAGGACAUCUCCAGUGGCCAAAAUCUCCCCGGGCGCCAACCUGCCUGAGCCGCGGGCCCCAGACCUGAGCCCCCAGCGCAUCUCCAACCAGCUGCACGGGACCAUUGCCGUGCUGCGGCCUGGGUCCCGGGCCUGCCCGGCCGAGCGUGGCUCCAUCAAUGGGACGCCCCCGCCACCGCCCCCCAGAAGCAGCCCCCCCAGCCCGAUGUAUGAGCACAGCCUCCCCCUGGACAGCUUCCUGCGGGCCUCCCGGCCGUCCGCCGUGACCCCUGAGUCCCCUCGGGCCGAGCGCCGCUGCCUCCUGAACCACCACCUGUCCCUGCACCUUCGGAGCCCCCACAGCCGCCCCGUGGCCCCUGCUGCAGCCCCUGGCGGCCCCCUGAUCCAGGGCCUGAAGGCCAGAGAGGCAGAGGCCUGGGAGGAGCCCACAGGCCUGCUGGGUCUGCCCAGCGCCCUGGUGGGCACGCAGGACCAGCGGCUGGAAGGGGCGCUGCACCUGCUCCUGGCCCAGCAGCAGCUGCGGGCGAGGACGAGGGCGGGCAGUGCCAGGCCGGGCGGCCCACACGCGCCUGGGGACACGCAGCCCUCCCCAUCCGUCGGCUCAGACUCCGAAGGCCCCGAGAGCGAGGUGGCUGGGGCAGCUCCAGCCACAGCCACCCUGCCUGGAGGGCGGCACCCACAGCCCCCAGGCCCAGGCUGCCCCAGCAGGAAGGAGGCCACGGCCACACAGGACUACGCCCCAGACAAGCCCCUGGACCUCUCAGACCGGGGCCGCGGCCGGGACGCCCUCAAGCCAGCUGGCCAGCCCAGGUCCCUCAGCCCCAUGACUGCCCACACCCCGAGCCCCGAGCCGCCCACCCCGUCCGAAGCACUGACUCACAGCCCCCAGGCACUCAGCAAUGGCACCGAGGGGACCCGAGCACCAGAGCUGGAAGAGCCCCCGGCUCUCACAGACCCCUCACACCCACCCGCAGGGUCCCAGCCCAGCCUGCCCUCUCCAAGCGGGACAGAGGAUGAGGCCAGAGGAUGGCCUGACCCCGAGAGCCGCCCAGAGCCCAGCCAGGCCAGAGCACAGAGGCCGGAGCCAGACGCACUGGACGAGUCAGACUCCUCAGACAGCGAGGGGGACCCGAGCUCCGAGGCCGGUGCCAAUCCAAGCGUGCCAGGGGAGGGGCCCAGAUGCGUCUGCGCCCAGGAGCAUGGGCAGGGUCUGCCGCAGAAGAGGAAGCAGGACUCAGACCUGGGGGGCCAAGCCUCCAAGAAGCCAUCCCGAGGGAGAAGGAAACCGAGGGAGCCCCUGACCGCAUCUGUGGGGCCCGGGAGCCCGAGGGACGCCCAGGGCUGCAGCUCCUCCCCCCACAGCAGCAGCUGGGAGGAGACCUAG